GACCCAGAUUGCUCCCCCACCCCCUUUUCUCCUGCGAGCGCCCUCUGCGCGCUGCACCUGUACUGCUGCGGCUUGUGCGUCAGAAGAUGGCAACUGAUUCUUUAGACCCCUCUGCAACUGGAGCUGGCUGCAGACCGUGUCGACUUUGCGAAGUGGCAACGGGUUCUUCUCUAGCUGCAUCUGCACCGCACGCGUUUGACAGUACCUCGGUCCACGCGUUUAUUACGUAACAGGAACGCAAGGGCAAACUUUUGGUGACAUUUUUACGCACAGAUUCCCAGUUUGCACAAGUAAACGACCAUAUCGCUGCUCUCCUACUACUUCAACCGUGCGAUAUUCAGCAAAAGAAAAAAGAAAGAAAAAAUCAAAGCGCCAUGAUGCAAGUUUAUAUAGCUGUGGCAUUCGCUUACGGAGUGUGGGCACUCAAUAUGACAGAGGAGAAGAGGACAUGCCCACUAGGAUAUUUCCCCUGUGGGAACCUGACCUUUUGUCUCCCCCAGCUCAUGCACUGCAACGGUAUCGAUGACUGUGGAAAUCAAGCAGAUGAGGAGAACUGCGGGGAUAAUAAUGGAUGGCCCCAUCUUUUUGACAAGUAUUUUGGAAUGCCGAGUCAUAACGCCAGGACCAAGUCCAAUGUAUGCUUGCUUGGUGUGGUUCCUGAGCUCUGCCAGUGCCGAGACCUGGAGCUCGACUGUGACGGGGCUCAUUUUCAAGAUAUCCCAGUGGUAGCAAUGAAUGUCACUAUGAUGUCCCUACAAAGGAAUGGGCUUCGGAAACUUAGAGCGAACACAUUCUUUAAGUACCAGAGCCUGCAGAAACUAUAUCUCCAGCACAACAAGAUUCAAGAUGUGAGUCCUGAUGCAUUCAGAGGGCUGUAUAACCUGACAAGACUAUAUCUGAGCAACAACAGGAUAUCGGUUUUGAUGCCGGGGGUGUUCAGGGAUCUGCACAAACUGGAGUGGCUGAUUCUUGAAAAUAACAGCAUCCAUCAAAUAUCCUCCACGACCUUUUCAGGACUGAACUCCCUUGUUCUAUUGGUUUUGUUGAACAACUCUUUGACAAAGCUGGAUGACAUCUGUCGAGAAAUGCCCAGACUAAAUUGGCUCGACCUGGAAGGAAAUCUCAUUGAAGUGAUUGGCAAUGCCUCAUUCAGCUCAUGCACCAUGCUGACAGUUCUGGUUCUGCAGCGAAAUAGGAUCAGCUACGUACAUGAACAGGCUUUCUCAGUCCUGCAAAAGCUUGGAGAAUUGGAUCUAUCCAGAAACAGACUGGCGGCAAUCCCUCCGAAUCUCUUUGUCUUACUUGAGGAUUUGCUCCAGCUAAAUAUAUCGUACAAUCCCAUCAUGGAGCUGCAAGUUGACCACUUUGAUAAGUUACAUAAGUUAAAAUCAUUGAGCAUAGAAGGAAUAGAAAUUGGAAACAUUCAGCGAAGGAUGUUUGAACCUCUCAAAUACUUGACUCAUAUCUACUUCAAGAAAUUCCAGUACUGUGGCUAUGCUCCUCAUGUGCGUAGUUGUAAGCCCAACACUGAUGGAAUCUCAUCCUUUGAGAACCUACUGGCCAAUAUUGUGCUGAGGGUCUUCGUCUGGGUCGUGUCUGCUACCACCUGCUUCGGCAAUAUCUUCGUCAUCUGCAUGCGGUCGUACAUUCGCUCAGAGAACAAACUACAUGCCAUGUGCAUCAUCUCCCUCUGCUGUGCAGAUGGGUUGAUGGGCAUCUACCUCUUCAUGAUCGGUGCAUAUGACCUAAAGUUUCGAGGCGAGUACAACCGGCACGCCCAGGCGUGGAUGGAUAGCAGCCAGUGUCAGGUCAUUGGCUCUUUGGCCAUGCUGUCCACUGAAGUAUCUGUCCUGCUCCUCACAUAUCUCACGCUGGAGAAAUACAUCUGCAUAGUCUACCCUUUCCAGUACUUGACUCCCGGCUGGCGACGAACUGUCACCAUCCUUCUUGGGAUAUGGGUGUUUGGUUUUAUUAUUGCCUUCCUCCCACUGGUUUGCAAGGGGUUGUUUCGCAACUUUUACGGGACCAAUGGUGUCUGCUUUCCGCUGCACUCUGAGCAACCAGAAACUCUAUGGGCUCACGUUUACUCCAUCGUUAUUUUCCUGGGUCUUAACCUGGUGGCAUUCCUCAUCAUUGUCCUCUCCUAUGCAAGUAUGUUUUAUAACAUCCAGAGAACAGGCACUCAGACCACUAAAUACAGCAACCACAUCAAAAAAGAGGUGACCAUUGCCAAAAGGUUCUUCUCUAUCGUCAUUACUGACUCCCUCUGCUGGAUCCCCAUUUUCAUCCUCAAGAUCCUCUCACUGCUGCAGGUGGAGAUUCCCGGUACUAUCAGCUCCUGGGUAGUCAUAUUUAUUCUCCCCAUCAACAGCGCACUUAACCCCAUCCUUUACACACUAACAACACGGCCUUUCAAAGAGACUAUUGUGCAGGUGUGGGCUAACUACAGGCAAAGGAGGCCCCUCCUUAGCAGACACCCAGCUCAUCAUCCAUCACUCACUUGGCAGGAAAUGUGGCCCCUGCAGGAAAACAGCCAUAGUGUCAGCGUGGGGCAGGAAUUCGAAGCAAAUGGCACGAAGCCCAAGCUCACGCCUGUGGAAAAUACUAAUGAGGGGUCUAAGGUGCCAGUGACAACUAAGAAAGAUACUCCAUACACCACAAGUUUUUUCAGAGUUGCAUCCACCUUUGAGCCAUCUCUUGUGAUGAGAAUCUGUUGGACUGCAAAUAAAUGAGAUGAAAAUAAACCUGCAUCCUUGAUUUGCUCAGAUGAAACAGGGGAUGAGUAUUCCAAGCAUAUUCACUGAGUGUUGCAGUCCUUUUGUUAUUUUCUUGGCUCAAGUAGGCCACUCAUGCAGCGAUGAGUGGCUUGUGAUGCAAUGUGAAUUUGAUAGUCCCCAUACGUGUGUGAUAUUGAGAUAUAUAUAUAUAUAUAUAUAUAUAUAUAUAAAUAAAAACUAGUUGGGUCCCCAUGAGUCUGUCACACAUUUCUUAGGUUUAGUUGGCUCCUCAUUAUUAUGUGUCCCAGUGUCUUUUUCCCUGGGAUGUGCCAUCAAAAUAAAGAGAAAUCCCCAAUUUCAUUCUGUACAUGCCCUCACUUAUACCGCAGUGAUUGUGAUUUUACACUUAGUCUCUGAGAGAUUUGGUAUUUGUUGUUGCAUGCACUGAAGAGCUGCCUAUAUUUUUAUUCAUUGGCUUUUGACACUGUUUGACCCUGAUUUUACUGCUUUAAUUUAAUUUAAUCUAACAUGCUGAUUUUAUUGUUUUAAUUUAAUUUAUUUUAAUGUGCUUAUCGUUUUUUGUUUUUCAUGUUAGGUGUACGACACUUUGUUUUCAGCUGGGAAUUGUCUGAAAGUGCUAUAUAAAUAAAUUGCUUGCUUGCUUGAAGCAAAACCUUCAGGUUUGCAUUAACAAGUUAAGCUUGUAACAGUCAGAAAGCUGGAAAUGAGAUUGAGCAGGUCACAAUAAGAUGAAAUGGAGACAAAAACAACUCACUAAACUGCUACUUUCUGAUAUAAAGAAACACUUAUCUGUGCUGCAGUUCUGACAUUUUAAAUCUACAACCAAAAUAAAACCGUGGACUGCUUGGUUUUGUUUGGGGUUAUUUGUAUUUACAUUAUUACAGUUACAUGAUGGGUUGGAGGCUGCCAAUGUUUCUUGGUCAAGACUCCAGUUUAUUGGUACAUCAGAGUGAGAAAUGGGUUAUGUACAGACAUUGAUGUGUUCAGAGGACAAUAUUGGUGUCCACCCUAAACCUAAACAAACAGAAAAGGUUCCACUGACAUCACAAACUGAAUUCUCAUGUUCCAAAAUAACUGCCCCCAGUAAGUCCUGGACUUUUCAGGAUGGCUGCCACAUGGCAACACUUGCUUCUAGAAGAAAUAUGCUACUGAUUAGGAAUCUUAGCUCACAGUGGCUCAAGAUGGAGAAAUGGGACAACAAUAAGCUACUUUUAUUGGAGUGCUUGUUUAGUUUGUUAUGCUUUCUUGCACCCCUGGAAACCUUCUGGAGCAUAACUGUAUGUUGUUAACUAUGGAUAAUUCCUUUAAGGCGAAGCAGAGCCUUCAUGCUAAUCCCAGUGUAGAAAGCAAUCCAGCCAAGGCUGCAGAUGGAAGCAUUUGCAAGAUAGCUCACAAUGAACAGGAACAAAUGGAGCUACAGCCCUAAAAUAAUUAUUUACACUUUCCUUUAGACAAAAACGGCAUAUUUAUACAAACAGGGGUCACCACAGUGAAUCAUCUGCCUCCUAUUACACUGUCCUCUGUCACACCAACAUUCUGCAUUCCUCAUCCAGUACAUCCAUGAAACUCCUCUGUGGAGUGGACUUCCUCUUUUGUUCCUCCCUAGUAGCUUCAUACUUCAUACUGUUCAACAUAUUCACUAUUUCUACUCUGCCUUGCCUCUCUAUCUUUGUCUCCGAAACUCUCAGCUUGACCUGUCCCUUCAAUGUACUCAUUUCUAACCCUGUCCAUCCAAAAUUAAAGACUUUACAUCUUUAACUCUGAAACUCUAGCUCAACCUCCUACUUUUUGUUAGUACAUCACAGCAGUUCCACAGGGAGGCUAUAAGCCCGUGUACUCCUAGGGUUUCAUCAGAAAUAGCAUCAAGUGUAAAAUCUUUUCUAAAUCAAAUGUGCAGAUUGAGAAAUGUUCUACUGCUGCUUGUUUCAUGCGUGAAAUCAAAAUGACGCGUGCUGUAAAGUAGCUGAAGGUGUUUGCCCCUCUUAAAAAGGUAUUUUGCAACAAUAAAAAUUCAAAAUCGAAAGCAAUAAUCUCUAUUGUCUCUAGCACAUUCUGUGUUAACUCUUAUGAGUAUUUCUGGAAGAAAAACAUUUAUCUCAUGAAAUAUACAUAAUUUUGACAUGAUUUGCCAGGGAGACAGCCUAAGAGUGAGGUGUGGGAGCACAAUUCUGUGAAGCUGUGAUGUGGACACUGGCACCGAGGCUAAGAAUACUAAUAUUGUGAUUCUCCAGCACCACUGCCAAAUUGCCUUUUUUUUUUUCUUAAUCAAACGUCGUCACAUCAUAUUGUUAGCAAGUUAGCAUGUUGACAUGAUGCAUUUAAGACAAAAAGCACCACUGUGCCUAAAUAAAGCCUAACAGAGGCGUUAACAUUGCUGUAAACUGUUAACAUUGCUGUGGUGUUGGCAUGUGAGCGUGCAUUUUCAAGUGUGCAACUUAAAACUUGCAAUAGUUCUGUGAUUUGAACUUGUGCAUAUUUCCUGCUAAAGAUGAUUGCUCUAGGGCGGUCAAAGUGCAGCAACAAAUAUUUUCUUUGCAUCUAGGAGCCAUUAUAUAUAUGUCUAGAUCGGCUGCUAAUCAUUUUCUUUCCUGUAGCUUGGGCAGACUGGCAUGCUUAAAGCUCUUCUUAAAAUAACCGCACAGCUCCCCUUACGCAGAAUUCAAAACUAGCUAGAGAUAUCUGCGCAAGUUCCCUUUAGUGUUGCAAAUUGUAAUCAAGUAUUUUUGUUGACUGACGAGAAUGCAUUCUGAAAAUGUCAAUUCCAGCCAUUUCAAAGCAUUCUAUUUAAUAAAUAAUACAAUUUGCUAUUGUUUAUUCAUUGCAGUCUACAAGAAGCUUUAUUGUUUCAUGGGUAGUGUAUGAAUGUUUGUCUGUUUAGUUAUAGCUAUUACAUGUUUACUGUAGCCAGUGGUUUCCUGCAAAAUUUACUGAGUAUAUUGUGGCAGCUGACUGUAAUGCAAAUGCUGUAAUAACAUUGUCAUAUAGUUUUAUAUAUACGUGUUUGAUACAUUUCUUACCGUAAAAUUGACCAUUUUGUUGAUAAUAAUGUACCACCCAAACUUUGGUAUCCUGAUGACCACAACUUUCAUUCAUUCUUUUUGUCAAAUGCGAAAGCCAGGUUCAGUGCUCUUUAGGGGAAAUUUUCAUAUUUCAUAUUGUAUUGUAAUAAAAAUGUCCUCCAGUU
Oreochromis niloticus (Nile tilapia) is the source of this 5922-nucleotide messenger RNA. It is a transcript of the gene rxfp1, whose product is annotated as relaxin family peptide receptor 1. Gene Ontology annotation, cellular component: plasma membrane. The coding region runs from base 375 to 2732 and encodes 785 amino acids. The transcript has 19 exons. Gene Ontology annotation, biological process: hormone-mediated signaling pathway; activation of adenylate cyclase activity; adenylate cyclase-activating G protein-coupled receptor signaling pathway. The record is from RefSeq and is a predicted model, not a curated record. Gene Ontology annotation, molecular function: protein binding; G protein-coupled peptide receptor activity. Lineage: Eukaryota; Metazoa; Chordata; Actinopteri; Cichliformes; Cichlidae.